This is a messenger RNA of Marmota flaviventris (yellow-bellied marmot), 718 nucleotides long. Its product is annotated as olfactory receptor 10A7-like. Gene Ontology annotation, cellular component: membrane. NCBI's taxonomy places the organism in Eukaryota, Metazoa, Chordata, Mammalia, Rodentia, Sciuridae. Gene Ontology annotation, biological process: G protein-coupled receptor signaling pathway. The record is from RefSeq and is a predicted model, not a curated record. Gene Ontology annotation, molecular function: olfactory receptor activity; G protein-coupled receptor activity.
CUACACCUCGGUCACCAUCCCCAAGGCACUGGAAACCACCCUUCAGGGAUCUGGGGUCAUUUCAUACUUUGAGUGUGUCACACAGCUUUACAUGUUUUUUACACUUGCUUCGACCGAGUGCUUUCUGCUCAUGGCCAUGGCUUAUGACCGGUGCAUGGCCAUCUACAGGCCCUUGCUCUAUGGGGCCAUCAUGAGCCAGAGGCUUUGCUGUGCCUUGGUGGUCCUGGCCUGGGUGGGCGGGGCCCUCUAUGCAGCCUUCCUGGCCCUCAACACCUUCUCCCUUCCCUUCUGUGGGCCCAAUGUUGUUGAGCACUUCUUCUGCGACAUUCCUCCUCUCAUGAGACUCUCCUGUGCCAACUUCCACUCCAGCGAGGAGAUGGUCUUCGCUGUGGGCAGCUGUGUCAUCAUGAGCUCCUUUGCCCUCAAGGUCCUCUCCUACAUCCACAUCAUCUCCACCCUCCUGCGGAUGCCUUCCAUGGAUGGCCGGUGGAAGGCCUUCUCCACCUGCUCCUCUCACCUGACCACGGUCCUUCUGUUUUAUACCAGUGGAAGCUUCACCUAUUUGAGGUCUGCGUCUCAGUACUCCCCCACCCAGGGUCGCCUGGCAUCCAUUUUCUACUCCAUCCUCACCCCUUCCUUGAAUCCUUUCAUCUACUGUCUGAGGAACCGAGACAUGAAGGUUGCGCUACACAGACUGUACUGUCAGAGAAAGUUCUGA